CGGAGGAAGGCGGCGGCGGCGGCGGCGGCGGCGGCGGCUCGGCCCGGAGUCCCCGCUCCCGCGCCAUUUCGGACCCGGAGCGAGCGUGGCGCGGGCCUGAAGGCGGCGGCGGCGGGAGCCUGAGGCGCGGCGGCUCCGCGGCGCGGAGAGAGGCCUGCUGAAAAUGACUGAGUAUAAACUUGUGGUAGUUGGAGCUGGUGGCGUAGGCAAGAGUGCCUUGACGAUACAGCUAAUUCAGAAUCACUUUGUGGAUGAAUAUGAUCCUACGAUAGAGGAUUCCUACAGGAAACAAGUAGUAAUUGAUGGAGAAACCUGUCUCUUGGAUAUUCUCGACACAGCAGGUCAAGAGGAGUACAGUGCAAUGAGGGACCAGUACAUGAGGACUGGGGAGGGCUUUCUUUGUGUAUUUGCCAUAAAUAAUACUAAAUCAUUUGAAGAUAUUCACCAUUAUAGAGAACAAAUUAAAAGAGUAAAAGACUCUGAAGAUGUGCCUAUGGUCCUCGUAGGGAAUAAAUGUGAUUUGCCUUCUAGAACAGUAGACACAAAACAGGCUCAGGACUUAGCAAGAAGUUAUGGGAUUCCAUUUAUUGAAACCUCAGCAAAGACAAGACAGAGAGUGGAGGAUGCUUUUUAUACAUUGGUGAGAGAGAUCCGACAGUACAGAUUGAAAAAAAUCAGCAAAGAAGAAAAGACUCCUGGCUGUGUGAAAAUUAAAAAAUGCAUUAUAAUGGGUGUUGAUGAUGCCUUCUAUACAUUAGUCCGAGAAAUUCGAAAACAUAAAGAAAAGAUGAGCAAAGAUGGUAAAAAGAAGAAAAAGAAGUCAAAGACAAAGUGUAUAAUUAUGUAAAUACAAUUUGUACUUUUUUCUUAAGGCAUACUUAAGUAAAAGUGGUAAUUUUUGUACAUUACACUAAAUUAUUAGCAUUUGUUUUAGCAUUACCUAAUUUUUUUUUUCUGUUCGUGCAAACUGUUAGCUUUUAUCUUAAAUGCUUAUUUUAAAAUGACAGUGGAAACCUCUUUUCUCUAAGUGCCAGUAUUCCCUGGGUUUUGGACUUAAACUAGCAAUGCCUGUGGAAGAGACUGAAGACCUGAGACUCUGUCUUAGGGUUUUGGUGCAUGCAGUUGAUUCCUUGCUAAUUCUCUUACCAGCUGUGAGCGUUGGUGUGAACUGGAGUAAUGAAGCUUUUGAACCAUCCCUGCUCUGUGUUUCAUCUAGUCACUGAAUGAAUUAAUUAGUAAUUACAGCUUCAUCUGAAACCUUAUGGUUGGUUCUACUAAGACUGAGGGAUCACAGAUUUAUGGGCUUCCCUUUGAUUCACUUCUAGCAUGUCUGAGAGUUUAUCAUCCUUCAUAGUGUAGUUAGUUAAGACUGUUCACAAAGGCUUUCUCUUGCUUUCCACUGCUAUUAGUCAUGGUUACUCUCCCAAAUAGUAUAUUUUUUCUAGAAAAGGGGAAAAAUGGAAAAAAAAAAGCAAUGGAAAAUAUUGAAUAAAAGUCCAUUCUAUGUUAGCUAAAUUACUGUAAUAUUCCUAGUAGCUUUUCCUGGUAAGGCAGACCCAGUAAGAAAUAGUAACCAUUUGGGCUAUAUUUACAUGCUACUAAAUUUUUGUAAUUCAAACAAUUUUAACACAUAUAAAAAGUUCUCAUAAGAAUUAGUAUAAUCGCCCUGUGUCAGAGUGUUCUUUCUUAGCCUAACUAUUUUAAGUCUUUUUUGAGCUUUAGUCCUUAAAAGUAGUUUUAAUUUUGGUUAAGAAGUUGAAGAUGAUUUGAGACAGUUACAGCUUAGCAGGUGUUGAGAUCAAAGUUGCAAGGCUGGGCUUUAUGUGGACCUGUGAUGAGCGUUACUGGGGUUUAUAGUGCUGCUGCAUUCAGUGUUGGUCAAAAUGGGGGACAAGGAGAGUUUGGACAGCUCAGUACAAUUCAUUCUCUUCAUGUAGCAGUCUUGCUGACAAAUCAAGAAUGUUUCUUUUGUUUAUGAUAAUAAUAAUAAUAAAAUUUAAAAAUCAAUUUCAGUGUUAGCUUCAAGGUUGAGAUUUGUGAGUAGGAGGCUACAAGGAGAGUAAAUCUUUAAAACAAUGAAGUAUGAAAGCUUGAAAAUGCAUGGUUGACUAGUCUCUCAACUCUGAACAAACAUUGCUAAGUACUUCCCAAAUUUGAUGUGUAUUUAGAAAUAUCUAAUGCUUUAAGAAUAGAUAAGUUAACAGCAAAAAACAAUCCCUUCAAUGCACUUAAAGCAUUCCUUUAAAUAUUUGAAGUGAUAUUAAAAUCCACUGGACUAUGAGGACUGGAUGCCUGUCUUUUGGAAGUCUGAUUUUAGGCAUAUCACUGUCUACUUAAUAUUAAAUCAUCUCAAAGACUCUUCACAGAUGUGUAAUUUAUAGUCCGUUUACACACUGAUACACCGAGUUGUCAAACUCAGCACAAUCUGUAACUUUUUUACAUGAAUUAUCAUCUUCACUGCCAAAUUAUGCAAAAUUGUGCAAGAGGUAAAGUUUAUAUUUCAGGAUCCAUUCUCCAAUUUCAGGACUCCCCACCAACAUAUGCCCCUUUUAAUACUUAAAAUUUUAUUUCUGCAGUGAACAACUACAUGAAAGUUGCCCACUAAGGGAAGGUACAUCAAAGCUGCCUAUGACUUUCUUCCCCAGGGCUUAAAAUAAUCCAACAGAAACCAUAGUGGGAUUUGAACUAAUAGCUGGCUUUCAGGUGGCCACUACAGAAAUUUAAUCUUGAUCCUUUGGACUUCAUGCCUGCAGCCCAGUCCACUCGUGGCUAGGUAGGAAUUUUCAAAUUUAGUGUGAACAGACAGAACACUGUGGAAGGAGAGCUUAAUCUUCAUCUAGGUAUCAUCCUGGUUCAUAGAGUCCAUUGUUUUAAUAAAUACAGUCUAACAGGGAAAACACUUUCAAGUUUCAAUCAUAAAAUUCAUUUUUAAAGUCAGAAUUUAUUUACUCAGCAUUUAUUCGUGCUUGUCUUAUGCUAGGCACACACAAGGUACUGGGGAUGUGAUGUAGUAUCCCCAGAGAAGGGACACAAUCCUUGGCCAGUGGUAUGUAGUGUAGGCUGUAAUACUUUAGUAAGGUGUAUGGCUCAUGACCUAGAAAUAAUAGAAUACAUGGUUUUAGUUUUACAGAGAGGAGUUUGGUCUCUUACAUUUUUCUCUCAAUUAAGCAAUUGAGAAUUGUUUGUUGUGAUUCCAAUGCAACUCUUUAAUUGAGCUACUUUAUGUAAUUAUUUCAUUUUUCUAAAGAAAUAGAAAUUCCCUAAUCUAGUUAUCUCCUUAAGUAAAUAAUUAAAAAAAACUUACAAAAAUUAAAUACUGACUUCUAAAAUAGCUUUAUUUGGGUACAAAUAAGCAGGAACCUGAGUUUAUUUGCAAUAAAGGAAACAAAAUCAGUAUGAUUUCUGAAAUGUUCUAAACUAUAAAUGUUGACUAUUAAGUCUUUUUUUUGGGAGGGGGUUGGCAUCCAAGACAGGGCUUCUCUGUGUAGCCCUGUCGUGGAACUUGCUUUGUAGACCAGGCUGGACAGAGAUUAGCCUGCCUCUGCAUCCUGAGUGCUAGGAUUAAAGGUGUGCACCACCACCGCCAGGAUAUAAGUCUUAACACAGUAAUACUAUACAAGGAGCAGGUGUGCUUUCGGAGCUGCAGUGCAUAGUCAGAUAUUUACUGAAGACAGUGGAAUUCUUAAUGUUUCUGGGCAAUGUGUUGAAGUAAUGGUAAUUACCAUUAUGUAAAUUUUGAAUUGUUAGCCUUCGUUAACAAAAAGGUUUUGUAGAGAUUUUUUUUUAAAGGGGAAAAAAGUCCUAGAAACAAACAUAAAUGCUGUCUAGUUACUAUAGCCUUAAGUCCUUUUGAAAUUGAAAACCAGUGCUAAAUCAGUCAUAGGCAUGAACAUGUUUGUGGGGAGAAUAUAGCAGACAAGUACAACUUGAGUCAAUAUUUUCAAUCAGGAAUCUAGGCUCUAUUGACUGAGUCACACUGCAUAAGAAUUUAGAUCCUAACUUUUUUUUUUUUUUUUUUUUGGUUUUUCGAGACAGGGUUUCUCUGUGUAGCUUUGCGCCUUUCCUGGAACUCGCUUUGGAGACCAGGCUGGCCUCGAACUCACAGAGAUCCUCCUGGCUCUGCCUCCCGAGUGCUGGGAUUAAAGGCGUGCGCCACCACCGCCCGACUUAGAUCCUAACUUUUAUAGAUUAAGACCUUUGCCACCAUUGCACAAUUUCAUCUAACAUACAUACAAGUUCUGUGAGGCAUGUCAAAAGUUACAGUUUGCACAAAUUCAUCUCAUUUUGUAUUCCACUGAUUUUCCAUUAUUUUUCCCCAAACAGUAGUAUAUAUUUAGGAGGGGUUUUUGUAGGCAAUAAAAAUUUAAACUCCAUUUGUUAAAAAGUAAUGACUUCUUGAUAAUUGAUUGUAUAGUCAUUUUUUAAGACCCAAGAGUUACUUUAAAGGUGAAUUUAUACUUAAUAACUUCUGUGUGAUACUGGGUAGCAUGAAUUCUGCACUGAAAAAUUGAACAGAUACACCCAGUAGCUGUAAAAUUUGUCAAAACAUGAAAAUUAUUUCUAAAGAAGUACAUUAGUUUUCAAAGAAUAGCUAUUAAUUAGAUUCAGAUUUGUGGUUUAGUUUAAUAGUUUGAAGUGCCUGUUUGGGAUGGUGGUAGGCAUUUUAGAUGAAUUUGGGAAAAAUAAAGUUCUCCGCAGAAAUGCCAGUUUCAGACCCACCCACCCCCAACCAGCUAAGUGGGCUAUAUGCUGAUUUGUCUCCAGGUCCCCAGUUCCACUGUCUCAUGUCUUCAUGUUGAAAACACCUCUGCAUUUUUAUUUGAGUGCCAAUUUCUUACUAGUGCUAUUUCCUGAUGUAACAUGUUUACCUGGAAUGUAUUUGAACUAUUUUUGUAUAGUGUAAACUGAAACAUGCACAUUUUGUACAUUGUGCUUCCUUUUCCUUCUUUCCUUCCCUUUUUCCUUCCCCCCUUUUUUUUUUUUUUUUUUUUUUUUUUUUUUGUGUGUGUGUGUGUGUGUGGUGGGGGCAUAUGCAGUGUGAUCCAGUUGUUUUCCAUCCUUUGGUUGUGCUGACCUAGGGAAUGUUGGUCAUAUCAAACAUUAAAUUUAAAAAUGACCACUCUUUUAAUUAAAAUUAACUUUUAAAUGUUUAUAGGAGUACGUGCUGUGAAGUGAUCUGAAAUUUGUAAUAUUUUUGUCAUGAACCGUACUGCUCCUAAUCAUUGUAAUGUAAUAAAAAUAGUUAUGGUGACUA
Messenger RNA from Peromyscus californicus insignis, 5254 nucleotides. It is a transcript of the gene Kras, whose product is annotated as KRAS proto-oncogene, GTPase. The record is from RefSeq and is a predicted model, not a curated record. Gene Ontology annotation, biological process: Ras protein signal transduction. Gene Ontology annotation, cellular component: plasma membrane. The transcript is spliced from 7 exons. Gene Ontology annotation, molecular function: GTP binding; GTPase activity; GDP binding. The coding region runs from base 164 to 847 and encodes 227 amino acids. Lineage: Eukaryota; Metazoa; Chordata; Mammalia; Rodentia; Cricetidae.